GGGGCGUGUCAGCUGUCAUUGGUCACAUGACCCGGAAAAUGUGGGGCUUAAUUCCCGUGUUGGACUGCUCCCAGCUGCUAAGCCUCUGCCCUUCGCAGUGCAAACCCUCCAUCUGCCCCAUCAGGACCCCCAGGCCCCGGGGUGACGCUCCUCAUCACACCAUGUCAGCAGACCAAGCUUUUGUGACGUUGGCCACCAACGACAGCUACGCCAAGGGAGCGAUGGUUCUCGGCCAGUCGUUACGGAACCACAACUCAACCAAGAAAUUGGUCGCACUCUUGGGACCUCAUGUUGCAGAACCUUGCAGAGAUGCACUUCGCUCCAUUUUUGAUGAGGUGCGUGUGGUGGACGUCAUGGACUCAGGUGAUGCGGCUCAUCUGUCCCUGAUGAAGCGUCCGGAUCUGGGGGUAACGUUCACCAAACUGCACUGCUGGACUCUCACACACUACAGCAAGUGUGUGUUCAUGGAUGCAGACACAUUGGUGCUGUCCAAUAUAGAUGAACUCUUUGAACGAGAGGAACUAUCUGCAGCGCCGGAUCCUGGUUGGCCAGACUGUUUCAACUCUGGGGUGUUUGUCUUCAGGCCGUCCAAUGAGACGCACGAGAAGCUGCUCACGUUCUGCAGUGAAAACGGCAGCUUCGAUGGUGGAGAUCAGGGAGUUCUCAACAGUUUCUUUAACACCUGGGCAACAGCAGAUAUUUCCAAGCACCUUCCCUUCAUCUACAACCUCAGCAGUAUCGCCAUCUACUCCUACCUGCCGGCUUUUAAAAAGUACGGCCAGGAUGCCAAGGUGGUGCACUUCCUGGGUAAGGUGAAGCCAUGGAGCUACUCCUACGACGCUGAGCGAGACGAGGUGAAAGAUCACGCCAUGUCCCCUGACCAGUGCCAUCUGCAUCCCGACUACCUCCUCAUGUGGUGGCAGCUCUAUGCCAAAUCUGUGCUGCCUUUACUGCAGCAGGCCUACGGGGACACUCCAUUCAACAGCGGCUUCACAGAGCCAAUUGAGGAUGGUAAGCUUCACGAGGAUGUUAAAGAGCACCCGGCACCUAUCGCUCCUCCUCCCCAGAAGGCAUCAUCACAGGAGAGGAAGCAGCGCUGGGAAGCGGGCCAGAUCGACUACAUGGGUGAAGACUCCUUUGCCAACAUUGAGCGAAAGCUUAACUCCUUCUUAAAGUAGCGCACAGGCCAGGUAGCGUGACAGACAGAGAAAGCACCAAUCAAAGCUCUGUGUGGGUGGCGAUGUUAAUCACUUCUCAGCCAAUCACAGGGGCUUGAUUAGCAGGUGACUGGAUGCAUCUGUGCAACGUUUAGCCUCACUCUCUGCAUCCUGUCAGUGUGUGUGAAUGACAGGGAGUAGAAGUUUGACACAAUUCCCAUUAUCUUUUACCGUUCAUUUUGUGACCUAAAAGGGAAAGUUUGACCUUUCAGGAAAUACCCUUAUUCGCUUUCAUGCUGAGUUAGACAAGAAGAUUGAUGGCAAUCACUACAUGUUUGUAUCCGUGAUAAUAAAAGCUACCACAAACAGCUGGUUAACGCUUAGCGUAAAGACAGCACUGUGUGCGAUAGAGACUCCAGUUUUUCUAUUGCUACCGGACUAUAUCUUGGCCAAAACCAGUAAUUUCCUCAAGUCUCGGUUAGUUGCGGCUGCUUAGAGAUACUUUAGCAUAUAAUCUCUCAUAAAACUACAAAUUGUUCUUCUUUUUGUACGGAUUAAACAAAUGAGAUGCAUGUUAAUUAGCGAGCUUUAGAAGUGCUGGUAGGUGGUUCUGGUUGUUCGGACAGAGGCAGGCUAGUUGUUCACCUUUUUUCGGUCUGAAUGCUAGACUUUGGCUUCACUGUACCGACAUGAGUGGUAUAAUCUUCUUAUUUAAUUCUCUGGAAGAAAGUGAAUAAGCCUACUUCCCAAAAUGUCCGGUUAUUCCUUUUAAGUGUUCUUGUGCACCUGAUGGAGAUGGAAUAACAGUCCUGAGUCUUCUUAACCUGUGGAAACUUUCAGCAACAGAAACUGAGAAAGUGACCAUGGGCAAAUCCCAUGGUUAAAGGGAAAUCAAUACGUUUAAAUGUUGUUUCUGGAAUUUACCACAACUCCUUUCCUGCAAUAAGUCUCUCUCUCUCUCUCUAUUUACACCACUUAGAAGCAGAUAUGCAGCAACUGGCUCACUUCACUCUUACUGAUCUCCUUUCCAGCCAGUUAUUAUUAUCUUGCUUUAAUCAGACAGUGUUGACCUCACUAGAAUACAUACAUGCAUAUAAAGUUCCUUAUAUGUGCCUCUUACACUCACCAGCAACGUGUGACCGACUGUGAUCACCUUUGUAAUGUCUGGUUGUUGUUUUAGGAAAAAACGGUCUGUUUGCAUGGCACAGAGUGAAAAAAUGGCUGAGUAAUGUACUUCCUCCCGCAUUCUAAAGGGACGUUAAGUCAGUUUUUUUAUGUAUUUGUGUUGGAUUAAAGAAUAGUGCGCUCCCCAGACAUCUGUCAUCUGCAUGUUAUGUCCCUGCCAGGCCUGCAUCAGUUUAUCUUCGUGCCAUGACCUGUUUUAUCACUUCCUGUCUGCAGUGUAACCAGCUGCCUUAUUACUGUUAACUGUUUACAAAACCUCACUUACUGGAACUGCUGCUAGUAGCACAACCAAUUUAACUCUGAUGAGUCCCUCCUUUACUGUUACCAAUACUUCCUUUACUUCACUCCAGCUGUGUGAACUAUAGCUCCUGACAAUAAUAAUACUCUCCUCACUUAACACUCCCCCACCAAGAAGCUGGCAAGGUCAAGAGAAAAGUCCUUAUGUAAUUUUUGUCCAAUUUUGUCAACCUGCUAAAUCCCAAAUAUGCAUGACCGUGGAAGUAGAACAUUAUUGUAAAUGCCGUCCAGUCCUGUUCCCCAGCUGUUAACUGUACAUCCCUGUAGAAGCGCUAAUAAAGAACUGGUGAAAUAAAUCACCCUUUAUCCAA
Molecule: messenger RNA, 2950 nt
Organism: Etheostoma cragini (Arkansas darter)
Lineage: Eukaryota; Metazoa; Chordata; Actinopteri; Perciformes; Percidae
Product: glycogenin-1-like
Exons: 7
Coding region: 27-1178 (383 amino acids)
Cellular component (GO): cytoplasm
Molecular function (GO): glycosyltransferase activity
Source: RefSeq, a predicted model, not a curated record